AUGGAACAGUUGCAGAACAAAACCGGCAAGGAAGACGAAGCAAAAGAAAGCAAGUACAGAGGAGUACGAAGGCGGCCGUGGGGGAAGUUCGCGGCAGAGAUUCGAGAUUCGAACAGGCACGGAGCUCGAUUGUGGCUGGGCACUUUCAACACGGCAGAAGAAGCGGCGAGAGCCUAUGAUCGUGCUGCUUUCGGCAUGAGAGGGCCUUCGGCCAUUCUCAACUUCCCAGAAGAAUAUGGUUUGAGCGGUGCGGGGAGUGCCUGUUCCAGUAGUAGCCACCUGCAUCGCUCUUCAUCGUCGUCUGCUUCGUCGUCGUCUUCAAUGGCGGACGCUCAGGGUGGAAGACAGGUGUUCGAAUUCGAGUGUUUGGAUGAUAAAUUGCUAGAGGACCUUCUUGAUUAUUCGACCAAGAACGAAGAGUAA
Messenger RNA from Neltuma alba, 423 nucleotides. Its product is annotated as ethylene-responsive transcription factor ERF096-like. NCBI's taxonomy places the organism in Eukaryota, Viridiplantae, Streptophyta, Magnoliopsida, Fabales, Fabaceae. The transcript has a single exon. Gene Ontology annotation, molecular function: DNA binding; DNA-binding transcription factor activity. The coding region runs from base 1 to 423 and encodes 140 amino acids. The record is from RefSeq and is a predicted model, not a curated record. Gene Ontology annotation, biological process: regulation of DNA-templated transcription; ethylene-activated signaling pathway.